GCUCGUACCAGCAUUCCAGUUUCUGGUUUGUUAAUACGGUCCCUAAGUUUCGGGUCCCAUUAUUAUGUCAAUCGGCGACUUUUACAUCUUUUGUCUAGACCUUGUGCAGACUAAAGUGAGCUUUAAGUGCGAGGGUUAAGGUCAGCUGUCGGUGUUCUGGUGCCAGCAAGAGUGAACGACGCGACCACACGAGCACACUACGCCCCGCGCGAUCCAACGGUGCGCACGCAUUGUGUUUGUCGCAGCAUGCAUACUUUCUGUGUAUUUACAAAGAUGUUUAAACCGACGAGUUCUGUGUACAUGUGCUUGUGAAAUAAGAAACAAACGGUCAAUUCACUCGGCCAUUCUUCGCGCGUUUUGUUUACACAACAACGUGAAUGCGCCUCGAUUUGUGUGUGAAACUGUGAACUGUGAAACUCCAGCGCCCAUGGGCUCGAGAGAAAAAAUCCACGCGAUUUGACGCGGUAAAAUGCAUCUGUACUGCUCAAGCAACCUCUUUCGGAUCGCCGAAAAAAACGAAAUCGACUGGAGAACGAGAACGACUACGUUCAUUUACAAGUUUUAAGUGUUUCAAGUGUUACGCAUUGUUUUGAAGUUUCAAAAUAGAACGAUUCUGCGUGGGGUUUGCCGACACCGGAACGCCUGCUCCACAUAAACCAUCAUCAUCGUGGGUAUCUCCACGAGAUCGGCCACAAAGUAUGCGUGACGCAGCCUCGGGUAGCAGCCGCUGUAUCGCUGGCGUGCCGUGUAGCAGACGAGCGCGGCGAGCGGCUCGGCGAGCGAGUGGGAUGUGCAGCUGGGAUGACGUCCACGCGUGGGCCGGACUGUGGGAUUGUGUUCAUGACCGAAGGAGUCCUGCUUCGGGAAAUGUUUGCGUCGCCGCUUCUGAUGCAGUAUUCCUGCAUCGUUCUUGACGAGGUUCACGAGAGGUCGCAAAUGACAGACGUGCUUAUGGGGCUACUAAAGAAAAUUGCUAAAAAACGCAAGAACCUCAAGCUAGUGGUAUCCUCAGCGACUAUGGAUGCGGAGUUCCUUCGGGAUUUCUUCAAUGUAAGGGACAAAAAGGACUCAGAACGGGGAAGCUCAUCUGUCAUUAUGUCAAUGCAGGGCCGCACUCAUCCUAUAGAAGUUUAUUAUUCUGCUGAGCCAGUAGCAGACUACGUGAAAGCGACUGUAGAUACGGUCAUAAAAAUCCACGAGAACGAGCCCUUUGGAGAUGUGCUGGCUUUCCUCACGUCUCAGGAGGAAAUACUCGAAGCUCUAGACACACUUCGUACCUACGCAGAAGAAAACAACCAAAAGAACAAACACAGAAGACAUUUCCCGAGCGGUGUACAGGCGGCCAACCUAAACGUAGUGCCAAUGUAUGGCAGUCUACCUCAUUACAAGCAGAUACAAGCGUUCCAGAUUGGGGACAGGAAUGUCAGGAAGGUCGUCUUGGCUACAAAUAUUGCGGAGACGAGUGUCACUAUACCUGGGAUUGUCUAUGUGUCUAUGUAUGGCAGUCUACCUCAUUACAAGCAGAUACAAGCGUUCCAGAUUGGGGACAAGAAUGUUAGGAAGGUGGUUCUAGCGACCAAUAUUGCGGAGACGAGUGUCACUAUACCUGGGAUUGUCUAUGGGACAGUGACUCCUGCCUCACUAUAA
Molecule: messenger RNA, 1647 nt
Organism: Ostrinia nubilalis (European corn borer)
Lineage: Eukaryota; Metazoa; Arthropoda; Insecta; Lepidoptera; Crambidae
Product: probable ATP-dependent RNA helicase DHX35 homolog
Exons: 9
Coding region: 802-1647 (281 amino acids)
Cellular component (GO): intracellular anatomical structure; catalytic step 2 spliceosome
Molecular function (GO): helicase activity; ATP binding; RNA binding
Source: RefSeq, a predicted model, not a curated record